Molecule: messenger RNA, 1227 nt
Organism: Neltuma alba
Lineage: Eukaryota; Viridiplantae; Streptophyta; Magnoliopsida; Fabales; Fabaceae
Exons: 1
Coding region: 101-688 (195 amino acids)
Source: RefSeq, a predicted model, not a curated record
AUAUCGAUGAAGUUUUGCUUCCCCAUCAUGCACCAUUUCAAUUUGCGAUUGGUUGCUUGUUUUUUCAAUUUCCGGUUAUCUUCCCAUCUCUUUGUUGGAAAUGGCAACAGCAAUACUUCGCUCUCAAGAUUGUCUUCGAGGUCGGUUUGGCCGCGAAGCCUUAGCCCUAACGGCAUCGCCUGUCAGAUCCCGAAGAAACCCUAACCCUAACCCUAUUCCAAUUCCUAACUCUCACGUCGGCCAGAGUCGCCGGAGGAAGAGAAGUCCGGUGGCCGUUCAAGCUAAUCAUAACGAUCGAGGUCGGAGUCGGUAUGGUGGUCGAUCCACGGUGGCGAAAAGUGCGGGCGCAAAACUUGUUAUGGGCCAGGUUAAGAUCCUCAAGCGAGGGGAAAGGUUGAGUUCGGAGGACGACCACUCGCAAGCGGUUGCUGUUUCAUCAAACAACCAGAAAAUGCCCAAGAGCGACGAAGGUUUUGAUUUGGUUUUGGGAUCGACUGAUCGGUUGGGUCCGGACCCGGAAAUGGUGCAGAAACAGAUUAGGAUUUCGGAUUUGAAGGACGGAAUCUAUGCCGGAUCCGCUUUUGCUGCGUCACCGCCUCCGAGUUCAUUGCCGGUACCGGGAUUUCUAGGGAAGAACGGGGCAGCCACCAGCGACUUGAGGCGGUUGCUAAGGCUUGAUUUGGUAUGAGAAGGGGCUGUGAGGCUUAUGAUCGGCGGAGAAUGAAGUUUCUAGUGGUGAUUGAUGAUUGUUUGACGGAUGAUAGGAUUUCGGUUCUUCCUUCCUACGUAGAUGGUCGUUCGCAUAAUCUCAACGAGCUUCCUUUAUUUUUUCAAGAGGUUGGCUGUGGGAUGCGAGCAAAUGAGCAAUUGAUCGAAGCUAUGCCUAGACAUGCUUGCAGUGACGAGAAUUUGUUAUUUAGUUUCUGAAAGAGGGCUUACUCUAUUCAGUUAGAUAGUAUUAGUGCACUUAAGGACGGAAGGUUCGACUUUCGAGGCUAUAAAUGUCUUGUAAAUUCAUGUGCUCUUUAAAAGUACAACAUGGUGGAUUUACGUUGUGUCCGUAGGAUGCGUGCGUAUGCUGGCCUUUAGAUCUUGUGGAAGAAGGAAGUGUACUUAGUGUUGGUUCGUUUCUUUCAGGUGUUUGUUUCGUCUUGUUGUCUAUUUCUUCUUGAUGUAGUUCUGAAUCUUGAUGCAAUAAGAUCCCUAUAGUUAGCUUUCUGCACUGGA